Carya illinoinensis is the source of this 1268-nucleotide messenger RNA. RefSeq names its product pre-mRNA cleavage factor Im 25 kDa subunit 2. The transcript is spliced from 7 exons. Gene Ontology annotation, cellular component: mRNA cleavage factor complex. The coding region runs from base 227 to 829 and encodes 200 amino acids. Gene Ontology annotation, molecular function: mRNA binding. The record is from RefSeq and is a predicted model, not a curated record. NCBI's taxonomy places the organism in Eukaryota, Viridiplantae, Streptophyta, Magnoliopsida, Fagales, Juglandaceae.
UCUCUGAAAAUAUAUACAGAUUGCAGCAGCAGGCGGCAGGGCAGGUUUGAAAUUUCAACCAUCCCGUCCAAUAUCUCCUUUGCGUUUUGCCACUCCUUGUGUUUCUUGUAUCUCUGUCUGCCGCAGGCCCAGCUCAUCCUCUAGCCGAGCAGUAUUGAGAAAUUCGGGGAAAUAGAGAGUAAACAGAGAGACUUCAGAAUUUUUUCACGCAGGCAGAAAGGGGGAGAUGGUGACUUCAUCGGUGGUGGACACGUAUCCACUUUCAAGCUACACCUUCGGGACGAAAGAGCCGAAGAUGGAGAAGGACACUUCCGUUGCCGAUCGCCUUGCUCGCAUGAAAGUCAACUAUAUGAAGGAGGGAAUGAGGACAAGCGUCGAAGGGAUUUUACUGGUACAGGAACAUAAUCAUCCUCACAUACUGCUUCUUCAAAUUGGGAAUACUUUCUGUAAACUCCCUGGUGGCCGUCUGAAGCCUGGAGAGAAUGAAAUUGAGGGCUUGAAAAGAAAGCUGACCAGCAAGCUUGGUGCUACUGUACCUGCUCUUGUGCCAGACUGGCAGAUAGGUGAGUGUGUGGCUACCUGGUGGAGGCCAAACUUUGAAACCAUAAUGUAUCCAUAUUGCCCUCCCCACAUAACAAAACCCAAGGAGUGUAAGAAGCUUUAUGUUGUUCACUUGUCUGAGAGGGAGUACUUUGCGGUCCCAAAAAAUUUGAAACUUCUUGCUGUUCCAUUGUUUGAGCUCUAUGAUAACGUUCAGCGAUAUGGACCAGUUAUAUCUACCAUUCCUCAGCAGCUCUCUAGAUUCCAGUUCAAUAUGAUCACUAAAUGAAUGCAGCAUGAAUUUCCAGAGCUCGCAUCCUGACACCUCUGCCGACAGUUCUCUGGAAGUUCAUAUCUUGAUUUAAUUGCAUGGACUGCUAGAGCCCAGACCUGGACAUUACUUCAUCCCCGUUGUUUGGAAUAUCUGUUGAUGUGUUUUACUUUAGCAUGAGAUUCUUGUUCAAACCAGGUUUCCGUAGUGUGUUCUUGGAGUCAUAUUUACUGCAAUUUAAGAGUCCAACGGAUUUUUUUUUUUUUUCUUGAGUAGAAUGAGUUACAACAACGCCCUUUAAGAUUUCGAUCAAAUUUUCUUAUGUAACUUAUUAUCCUUCAUUGUAACAUGGAAUGUAAAAUUAGGGCACAAAAGACGAGAUAUAUAUGUAGCAUGUAUUGUGUAUCAGCCAUCAGGCAGUUUCUGCUUAUUCGAUGUAGUUUCUUUAGCAACCAAA